Siniperca chuatsi (mandarin fish) is the source of this 4844-nucleotide messenger RNA. RefSeq names its product zyg-11 family member, cell cycle regulator (gene zyg11). The record is from RefSeq and is a predicted model, not a curated record. NCBI's taxonomy places the organism in Eukaryota, Metazoa, Chordata, Actinopteri, Centrarchiformes, Sinipercidae. Gene Ontology annotation, molecular function: protein binding. Gene Ontology annotation, cellular component: Cul2-RING ubiquitin ligase complex. The transcript has 18 exons. The coding region runs from base 432 to 2699 and encodes 755 amino acids.
GUCUGUCUAGUCAGUCUAGUCAAAAAUAGAUCUAACUGCCUGCUGUGAAAACUAUAUUCCCCGCCUGGCUCCUUAAUUCAGAGCUUCGGUCGCUACAGUGCUUAGUCGAUAUCUUUUAAACAUGAAAUCUGCCACAGCAGACAGCUUUCGGCAUUUGUGCACGGAGAGCGAUUUUCUUAAACGGAGGCAACAACAAGUGAGCUAGCUUGCUGGUUCGCCGCUAACAUUCGUUGGUGCUCGCUCGUCGUCCUGUGCUCCUAGUUACUGUAUUGUCACAUACAUUAGCAUAACGGCAGGCUCGCAGACAGGUGAACAGAAACGGCUAAAAGCGGAGCUGCUCGGUGGCUAGCAAGCAAAGGCGCCGUUUUCCGUGGUGAAAAAGACACCAGUCUCGGUUGUAUAAGCUAAAACCAGAGUUGUUUUUUUUAAUCAUGGCCAUGGCCGGUAGUUUCCUAAACACGCAAGUUAAAUUUCAGUUUGGCAUUCAGGAUGAGGCAUCUCCCGCGGCGCUGACAGACCUGUGCCUGACCUAUGUGAACCAAAAUCUGGAGUUAUUCUGUGUGAAGCGCCCUGAUGGCUCCCUGUGCUUCAGAGAGGCUGUAAUCUUCCCACAGGAGCUAGCAGACCAGCUGCUGGCGAAGAUGGCCACUGAAGGUCUGUUGAAUGACAGCACAGUGGGUGUAUUUCGGAACUGUGAAUACCUGCGGCUGAGACGAGCCUGCAUCCGCACAGCACGCAUCUCUGCAGAGGCCUUCCAGAAAGCCCUCUGCGCUCACAGACUGUUGGAGCUGGAUGCUGCCAGGGUCAAUGCAGACCUCACUAUUCCUGAUAUUCUGCAGGGGCUGGCCACCAAUAAAUACUGUCAGGAGUCCCUCCAGCGACUUGUCUUAACAGGUCUCACCAUGUCCUCUCUAGAGGAACCAAGCCGGUAUCGCUUCGUCUCCCUCCAGGGCCUCCGCUCCCUCUCUCUAGCCAAUGUAGACUUCUAUGACUCUGGACUUGUCGAUGUGUGUUCCCUGCCUCGGCUGGAGAGCCUCGACCUCUCCAACACUUCAGUUACCAACCUGAGCCCACUGCUGGGCCUGAAGGAGCGGCUGCGCUCACUAACACUGCACCAACUGAAAAGGCUGGAGAUGAGCACUGCUCAGCUGCUGGGAGUCAUAGGCCAGUUGGAUGUAUUGCAGCACCUGGACAUCAGUGAUGAUAAGCAGUUUACCUCUGACGUGGCUCGUCAACUGCUUGGACAGCCAGGGAUCCUGCCCGCUCUUGUUUCGCUGGAUGUGUCGGGGAGGAAACAGGUGACAGAUGCAGCUGUUAAGGCAUUUGUUGAGGAAAGACCAGGGAUGACGUUUGUGGGACUUCUGGCCACAGAUGCUGGAUUUUCUGACUUCCUGUCUGGAGAAAGAAAUCUAAAGGUAACGGGAGAAGCCAAUGAGACCCAGAUCUGUGAGGCCCUGCGUCGCUACAGUGAGAGGGAAGGUUUUGUGAGAGAAGCUCUGUUUCAUCUGUUCAGCCUGACCCACGUCAUGGAGAAACCCAGGCCUGACAUCCUUAAGCUGGUAGUUUUGGGUAUGAAGAAUCACCCUGCCACUCUGAAUGUCCAGCUGGCAGCCAGUGCCUGUGUGUUCAACCUGACGAAGCAGGACCUGGCAGCAGGAAUGCCAGUGCGACUGUUGAGUACCGUCACUCAGCUUCUACUGGAGGCCAUGAGGACAUUCCCCAACCACCAACAGCUGCAGAAGAAUUGCCUGCUGUCUCUGUGCAGUGAUCGCAUUUUGCAGGAGGUUCCAUUCAACAGGUUUGAAGCUGCCAAACUAGUGAUGCAGUGGCUCUGCAACCAUGAAGACCAGAACAUGCAGAGGAUGGCUGUGGCUAUCAUUUCCAUACUGGCUGCUAAGUUGUCUACAGAACAGACUGCACAGCUGGGAGCAGAGCUGUUCAUAGUGAAGCAACUGCUCCACAUAGUGCGUCAGAAGGCUACUCAGGGCAUGGUGGACGCCACCCUCAAAUUUACACUGAGUGCACUCUGGAACCUCACUGAUGAAUCACCAACAACCUGCCGCCAUUUUAUUGAGAACCAGGGCCUGGACCUGUUUAUUAAAGUUCUAGAGUCCUUCCCCAAUGAGUCUUCUAUUCAGCAGAAGGUUCUCGGUCUGCUGAACAACAUAGCAGAGGUUGGGGAGCUGCAUGGAGAGCUGAUGGUGCAGGGGUUCUUGGACCACAUAAGCACUCUGCUGCACAGCCCAGAGGUGGAGGUCAGCUACUUCGCCGCAGGCAUCCUUGCACAUCUGACGUCACGAGGAGAGGAAGCCUGGACGCUCAGCCCUGACCUUCGAUCCUCACUGCUGGAGCAACUACAUGCUGUCAUUAUGAAGUGGCCCCCUCCUGAGUGUGAAAUGGUGGCCUACAGGUCAUUUAACCCCUUCUUUCCCCUACUGGAGUGCUUUCACACCCCCGGUGUCCAGCUGUGGGCGGCCUGGGCCAUGCAGCAUGUCUGCAGCAAGAACGCUGCUCGCUACUGCAGCAUGCUGUUGGAGGAGGGCGGCCUGCAGCAGCUGGAGCAGGUUCAUACACACCCACAGACCCACAGAGAUGUCAAACUGUUGGCUACAAGCAUUCUGGAGAGCCUGCAGCACCACAGAGCCCGUACCGGCCAGCCUGCACCAACACAGACAAGUCGCCGACUGCUGCCACAAUAACUUUACAGAGUAAAUAUGAAGCUCCCUGACCACAAGAAGGACGUAAGCUGUGCGUGUGUGUAUACGUACCCCACACACAAACAUACUUUGUCAAGAAUCCCUAGAAAGUAAACAUUAAAGGACAAAGACUACGCAAUUCUUUGCACACACACUAACUUUAUUUAUUUUCUUUGUGUUUGUUUCAAAACAAAAAUAUUUCUGUGUGCUAAUAUCGUGAUAAAAAAUUUAAUUAUGAGAACUGUUGGUCAGUUAAGCUCAAAUCUCAACGUGAGGUUUGUGUCUGUGCUCGCUCGUGUUCGUGCCAAAAACGUGCACACACACAACUCUCAAGUUUGGGAUUGAACCCCCAAAAGCUCAGCUCCUGUAUGUUACUGAGGGCUCUGGUUGUCGGAAUUGGUUGAUUAGCUCAUUAGAUAUAUGCAUGACGCUGCUGAGAGCUCAAGCAUGCUGGAGUUUGUCUGAAUGCUUGUACUAUUCAUUUUAGGAAUGCCUGCUUGUUUGUUUAUAGCGGUGUUCUGUUCACUGAAACCUGCGCCUCUGGGUCCGCAGUACUGCUGUUGCUCUCCUCUUCAUUUAGUCUUUUAUCAGCUAAUGCCUUUGAUUUGAUGUGACAGGACACUUGCCUAGGGUGUGUUCAGUUGGUUCAAAUGUUCUGAACAUUAAAGAUGAAAACCUAAAUUAUAGAGAAGUUAUAUCUCUUUGAGAAGAGAUAUUUUCUUGCAUUUUCUUUUCUGAACAUUUGGCAGCCCAGUCAUAUCAGUGGCAAAACCAGCAGUGCUGUAAAUCAUAAGAUUCACAUGAUAACCCUACAAAGAAUAACCCUACAAAUGUUCUAAGAAUGCCACACACGUAAUAUUAAUAUGACACAACAUAUACCUUGGCAGCCAGCAUUAAAAUGAUAGCCACAGCCAUCCUCUGCAUGUUCUGGUCUUCAUGAUUGCAGAGCCACUGUGUCACAUACUAAAUACCAAUUAUGUCUGAUAAAGUGCCAUGUCAUCAAUGUCAUCUCUGGACACAAAUGGCAAUAAUGAUGUGGUCAGUAUAGUCAUGAUGGAUGUACAUGUGUAUGGAGUCACAGCUGUUUUCUCUUUGAGAAACUUGUGUAUAUAUUGGUAUGUUCGCUGUGCUUCCCAAUGCGUCAGUGUGUCUUACAGACAGAGACAGCACUUCAGCGUGAGCAUGUGUGUAUGUACAUCUGUAAGUAGCUGCAUCUUAAAGAGUGUAUGUAAUUUGUACAUAAUAGAAAAUGAGAGAGAAAUAGUAACUGUUUGUUCGGGACUGGUUGAAUUGGUUGCACGGAAAUUAGUAUACUGUAUGUUCCAUUGUUUGUUUAUCUGAUUAAGAACAAAGGUUGCUGUUAUCGGAAAUAUUCAAGGGUAUUUUUCUGUUCUGAAACGACUGGCUGUGUGACAUUAGUAUCCUCCAGGAUGCCGUUUUACCAGGUACGCUUCUGCUGUCCAGAGAAGCCUCCAUUUGCUGUAACAGCUGACCCUGACGCCAACAUUCUCCUUUUUCAUCUGAGGUCUUGAUUCUCAUUAAGGCUCCAUCAUCAUUCUCUAUGCAAUCAAAGCUAAUGUUGUUUCUACAAACUGCUGUCAAACCCCUGAUACAACCGUGAUGAGUCUUAAAAAACAUUUUUGAGGCAAAGUGGAUUUUGGCUUCUGCAGGAAUAACAGGUCACAAAACUUGUAUAAAUAACUUGUAUGUUAAUGGAAAUAAAUAAUCUGUUGGGCUACUGAAUGGUACUCUAAAACAGCUGCCAAGCAAAACAUACAUCACCUCAUCUGCUCAGUGAAUUAUGGCCUUAUUGUUUUCUGUAAAUCAGUUGUUGUUGUUGUUGUAUGAGCUUGCUAAUUAUGCAUGUGCCCUUAGCUGAUCUCAUCAGUUUUAACAAGGGCAAAGAGCAGCAGACAACACAGAAUCUGUUUUUGUAUUUUUCUGUUGCUCCUGAUAGGUUGGGUCGUUAAGUUGAGCCCCUGAACAUCUCCCUGAAUGAAGGCCAGUUUGAUUUUUCACAAGAAUUUAAUUCAGAUAGAAGAUGCAAAAAGUCCAGAUACUGUAUGUCUGCUAUGACUGUGCCAUGUUGCUGCUGAGUGUCAAGUUUUCAAGUUUUGAAAUAAAGAAUGUACAUUCCCAUAAACUGGA